UUUUUUACUGUUUCAAAAAUUUUUUUAUUUAUUUUGGGGAAAUAAUAGUGAAAACCUCAUCGGAGAAGUUUUUGAUCUCGCCGGUCUUCGAGCAUUUCCGUUCAUCAUCGGUGUUCCAAUUUUGGCGCCACAUUUCGUGUUUGUUUAUCCUCGGUGGAUGAUGAAGCCGCGGUCGUGUUUCAGAUCUGUAGUUUUCAAAUCGGAGACGAAGCUCUGAUAAUCUAAAAGCUGAAUUUCGAAUUUUGGAUGUUGAAAUUGAGAUUCUAGGGAUUUUUGAUUAUUUGGCGAUCAUGGCGACGAGGAACCGUACGUUGUUGUUCAGGAAGUAUAGGAACUCUCUGAGGAGCGUUCGAGCUCCAUUAUCGUCAUCUUCAUUGACGGGAACACGAUCCGGCGUUGGUCCGGUUAUAGAGAUGGCGAGCACAUCAUUGUUGAAUCCGAAUCGCUCUUACGCUCCUGUUAGUACCACCGAAGAUCCUGGGAAUUCGAGUGCGAUAACAGUGGGAUUACCACCAGCUUGGGUUGAUGUAUCUGAGGAGAUCUCUGUUAAUAUACAGCGUGCGAGGACUAAAAUGGCUGAGCUGGGAAAGGCUCAUGCCAAAGCGUUAAUGCCGUCGUUUGGAGAUGGUAAAGAGGAUCAGCAUAAUAUUGAGUCUUUGACACAGGAGAUCACUUUUUUAUUGAAGAAAUCUGAGAAGCAACUUCAGAGGCUUUCUGCAGCAGGUCCUUCUGAAGAUUCUAAUGUUAGGAAAAACGUGCAGCGAUCUCUUGCCACUGAUCUCCAACUUCUUUCUAUGGAGCUCCGCAAAAAACAAUCGACUUAUUUGAAACGCUUGAGACAGCAAAAAGAGGAUGGAGUAGAUUUAGAGAUGAAUCUGAGCAGAAACAGAUAUAGACCUGAUGAAGAUGACUUUGGCGAUAUGUUAAACGAGAAUCAGAUGUCCAAGAUUAAAAAGAGCGAGGAAGUAUCGGUAGAGAGGGAGAAAGAGAUACAACAGGUUGUAGAAUCAGUCAAUGAUCUUGCUCAAAUCAUGAAGGAUCUUUCUACACUUGUGAUAGAUCAGGGUACAAUUGUUGAUCGGAUAGACUAUAAUAUUGAAAACGUCGGUACUACUGUUGAAGAUGGCCUCAAACAACUGCAGAAGGCAGAGCGAACGCAGAGACAUGGAGGGAUGGUGAAGUGCGCGUCUGUGCUCGUCAUCCUCUGUUUCAUCAUGCUACUACUCUUAAUCCUUAAGGAAAUAUUCGUGUGAUCGGAACAACGUCUCUUUCACAGAAAAGUUAAGUUCCAUGGACCAUCAUCCCUGGUUAGAUCAAUAAGAAAAGUUAACUCCGUAAUUCUUUCAUUCUUUAAACCCGAACAUCGCGUAUUUUUUUCUUCCGAUUAUUUCUAUAUCGGUAAUGAAAACAGUUCAGAAGAUGUUAUUAAGAAAAAGAAGAGUGUAUGUUCUGCCUUCAUGGCUUUGGUUUCGACUUCUUUUGCAGAGUAGUGAGUACGCAAACACUAUUGUGUAGUGUAGAUGAAGACCAUAGGUAGUCAAGAAGUCAAUAUCUGAGGAGUUACAGAGAUCUGUGCACCACCAAUGCCAAUAUGUUCUCUUGACGCUAAAGUCAAAGUGUUCUUUUUAAAUAAAUAUGUUUAAAAUCCCAGUCACAUUAUAGUUGCACAUCUCUAUAUAUUUUUGUUGUCUUUA
Capsella rubella is the source of this 1694-nucleotide messenger RNA. Its product is annotated as syntaxin-41. Gene Ontology annotation, molecular function: SNARE binding; SNAP receptor activity. Gene Ontology annotation, cellular component: endomembrane system; SNARE complex; membrane. NCBI's taxonomy places the organism in Eukaryota, Viridiplantae, Streptophyta, Magnoliopsida, Brassicales, Brassicaceae. The coding region runs from base 291 to 1253 and encodes 320 amino acids. The record is from RefSeq and is a predicted model, not a curated record. The transcript is spliced from 8 exons. Gene Ontology annotation, biological process: vesicle-mediated transport; vesicle fusion; intracellular protein transport.